Akanthomyces muscarius is the source of this 1029-nucleotide messenger RNA. RefSeq lists its product as uncharacterized. Gene Ontology annotation, molecular function: cellulase activity. Lineage: Eukaryota; Fungi; Ascomycota; Sordariomycetes; Hypocreales; Cordycipitaceae. The transcript has 4 exons. Gene Ontology annotation, biological process: polysaccharide catabolic process. The record is from RefSeq and is a predicted model, not a curated record. Bases 1 to 1029 code for a protein of 342 amino acids.
AUGGGCAUCGCUACCGGAUUCAAAUGGAUUCUGAGCUUUUGUAUGCUCAUCGUCCCCAUCGCCAUCACCCUUGGCGUUCUCUUCCCACUCCAACGCGCGCAUACGAGCGGCGGCGGUUCUGGUAGCUUCCUCGGCGAUGGCGGCUUUGGCGGUACAGGCCCUGGAGCAGGACCGCCCAAGCCCAAGAACAACAAUGUCGAGCUAGCGACAGCGUGCACUCAGUUCGCUGACCUGGGCAAUCCUUUGCGCUACAACUGGGCCAAGGGCCAGCAGCAAUAUACCUUCAACCCUAACCAAUGGGGUCUCACCGACAGCACAAAGAGCGGCAUGUGUAUGGAUGUCCUGUUCAACAACAACGGCACCUAUUCCAAGCCGGAAUUGGCUCCCCCCUUCCAAGUCACCUGGCAAUACUCGCCCGCUCCCGCCGGACAGAACAAUGUGCACGCGUUCGCCAACAUCAAGCUCGAAAAGGUUUUCCCCAAGCAACUCAGCACGAUUAAGAAGCUUUACGUCGAUUUUGAGUGGAAAUAUGUCAUGGGCAACGACAACUCAACGGCGAGCGAAUCGUCAACCCUCGCCACGAAGAGCGUCAACACCAACGUUGCAAUUGAUAUGUUCGCCGACAGCAGCAGCGAUACCUCGAAAAACAACGAAAAGGCCGCUUUCGAAAUCAUGAUCUGGUUUGCUGCCAUUGGCUCGUCCGCCCACGUCAUUGGUCAGGAUACGACAUCGAUUGUCAAAACAUUGGCCCUCGCAGAUGCUACGACCGGAACCCAGGUCACCUUCGACUUGUAUGCCGACAAGCACCCCACCACAAAACAGUUCGUCAUGACCUGGAAGGCCCAAGAGAUUACGGAAAAAUUCCACGGCGACGUCUAUCCGCUGAUCGACUACAUUCUCACCGCCGGCAACUCGAGCUAUCCGACCUCGGAUGACUAUCUCGGCUCGUUCGGCAUGGGCACCGAGGCCUACGACUCGCCGUCAAACGUGACAUUUUACUGCCCCGACUUUGCCGUCAAUGUUGAAUAA